CUUCAUCCUCGUCACAAUCAAAACAAUCUCUCUCCCACCUCUCUCUCUCAAUCUCUCUCUGUGUGCAAUGGCAGAUAUCACAAUGGCGGAAAACUUGAGCAGAGAGCAGCUAGUGUUCCUCUCCAAACUCGCCGAACAAGCCGAGCGCUACGAAGAGAUGGUCCAGUUCAUGGAGCGGUUCGUGCUCGGCUUGGCGCCGGGCGCCGAGCCGACCUUUGAGGAACGGAACCUAAUCUCCGUGGCGUACAAGAACGUGAUCGGCCAGCUCCGCGCUGCGUGGCGCAUCGUUUCGUCAAUUGAGCAGAAGGAGGAGGCAAGGAAGAAUGAUGAUCAUGUGGCGAUGGCUAGGGAGUACAGAUCGAAAAUCGAGAAGGAGUUGUCGGAACUGUGUGCCGGAAUUUUGAAGAUUUUAGAGGAGAAUUUGGUCCCGGCGGCUUCUUCGAGUGACUCCAAAGUGUUUUAUUUGAAGAUGAAAGGGGAUUAUUUUAGGUAUUUGUCGGAGUUCAAGAUUGGGGAUGAGAGGAAGCGUGUUGCGGAGGAUACAAUGAAUUCGUAUAAGGCUGCUCAGGAGAUUGCAAUGGCCGAUUUGGCCUCCACACACCCGAUCAGAUUGGGGCUAGCACUCAAUUUCUCUGUCUUCUACUAUGAGAUUCUCAACUCCUCUGAAAGAGCUUGUAGUAUGGCAAAGCAGGCAUUUGAGGAAGCCAUAGCUGAACUAGACAGUUUGGCAGAAGAGCAAUACAAAGACAGUACUCUUAUUAUGCAACUCCUGAGGGACAAUCUUACCCUCUGGACUUCGGACAACAUACAGGACCAACCGGAUGAGUAAGCUGACCAGUACUAUCUCUCCAGAGAGGAAAUCCUCUUGAAUGUCAUAUGUUGAUGUUGACUGAUCGUAUGUCGUUUGAUAAGUUUCCAUCCAAGGCGUACUUUCGUUUUUUUAAAUACUAGAUACUUUUAAGAAAAUCUAGAAUGAUAUGGAACUGCACUGAUAGAAGUGUAGAGUAGUUUUUCCCUAUAUUUAUAUUGUUUUGGUUUCUUCUUUUCACUUCCUUGUACAAUGCCUGUGACAUAGAAUUUGGAAGUAAGGGCAUUUAGUACCCAUUUUACUUGCAAGGUUUGAUCAUAAUUGCACAAGUCA
Daucus carota subsp. sativus is the source of this 1141-nucleotide messenger RNA. RefSeq names its product 14-3-3 protein 10. NCBI's taxonomy places the organism in Eukaryota, Viridiplantae, Streptophyta, Magnoliopsida, Apiales, Apiaceae. The transcript has 4 exons. Gene Ontology annotation, biological process: signal transduction; intracellular protein localization. Gene Ontology annotation, cellular component: cytoplasm. Bases 68 to 829 code for a protein of 253 amino acids. The record is from RefSeq and is a predicted model, not a curated record.